Molecule: messenger RNA, 886 nt
Organism: Callorhinchus milii (elephant shark)
Lineage: Eukaryota; Metazoa; Chordata; Chondrichthyes; Chimaeriformes; Callorhinchidae
Product: nuclear factor 7, brain-like
Exons: 3
Coding region: 92-841 (249 amino acids)
Molecular function (GO): zinc ion binding
Source: RefSeq, a predicted model, not a curated record
AAACCUGAGGAACCGGUUUGGGAGGCAACUGAGCCUUUGCCACGUCCACAUAUAGUCUGAGAAGCCAAACAGGUUAGUGUUUGUGCUGAACAUGGCUUCUGGACUCCAGUCUGAGUGCUGGACCGAGGAGCUAAUCUGUGCCAUUUGUUUGGAUUUCUUCACUGAUCCUGUUAGUCUGGGCUGUGGCCACAACUUCUGUCGUUCCUGCAUCACCCGGAGCUGGGAAAAGCAGGAGAACAGAUCAUGUCCGGAAUGUCGCCAAGUUACUGCUGAGAGGAAACUCCAGGUUAAUCGGGCUCUGGCCAAAAUGGUGGAGAAAGCUCGUGAAUUCAGUCUGGACCCGACACAGACGGCAGUUAACCGUCAGUGUGAGAAACACCGGGAGGACCUGAAGCUGUUCUGUGAAACUGACAAGAAAUUGAUCUGUUCCAUUUGCAGAGAUGCGAAAGAACACAGAGGCCACAGCUUUCUGCCCAUUGACGAAGCUGCUGAAUUCUGCAUGGAUCAAGCGAAAUCCUCAUUAAAUUCUCUCACACAGAGGAAGGAAACUGCUCUACAAGCUGAAGCCCAACAGAGAGAAAAGAUUUCACAAGUUAAGGAACAGGUUCAGAGUCUGCAGACCCACGUCAUGGCUGAGUUUGCAAAAAUGCACCAGAGUCUGACUGACAGAGAGCAGCGAGUGAUGUGCGAUCUCAAACAGCGAGAGGAGGAGGUUUUGCUGCGAAUGGAGACAAAUCUGCGAGAGAUUCAGUGCAAAUUAGAUUCUGUUGAACAAGAACUCUCCGAGUUACAGACACAGAUGGGAAAAGACGCUCUCACAUUCCUGCAGGUAAAGAGAUGACAAUAUAAUAUCGUUCAGUAACAGUUACACAAAAUUCUGGAGCAA